GGGGUAAUUUACCGUCUGAUGGACGGAGAAAAAAAGUCAUGGGCGACUGCUUUUCGCUCUCGCAACGCAGCGCGAGCGAGCGAGCAAGCGAGAGAGCGAGAGAGAGUAGGAAGGAAGUUGAAGGCGAUGAAGACGAUCAUGGCCGUGAAGCGGUAGCCCUAGCCAACAAACAAGCUUCAGUAAACAUCGAUUUUAUGCACCGAGAGAUAGAGAUUGGUGUCGCUUGUUCACUAUUCGCUUGAAGAUAGUUUACAGAUUUUGUGGCUUAGGAGACUGGCUAUUUUCUCAGAAGAUUAUUUGGUGCUGUCUGCGUCGAUAUCUCGUGGUGAGAGACAGAUGAUGAUGAUGGCUGCGAAGUCACAAUGGGGAUGAGUUCCGUGGAGCUAGGCUUCUUUUACGCAGACAAGGCUUUAGAGUGGAAGUGUUGUCUGGCCCGUGGAGGAGGAAGUUGAGAGGCGGAUUUGACAGAGAGUGUUCAAGCGAAGUGUUGUGGAGGGGAGUGGAGCGGGGAGACGACGGGGAUUUGUGGUGCACUUAGUGCUGGACAGGAUUUAUUUUAUUUUAUUUUAUUUUUAUUUUUAGUGACAGGGAGCAUGGCGACAGCCGCAUGGCAACCACAGGAGGAUGGGUUGAAAGAGAUUUGCGGAUUGCUAGAGCAGUAUCGUUUGCCUACUGUGGACCAGUCGCGCAUCUGGCAACAGCACCAGGGGUGCAGCCAGCUGCCAGAUUUCAACAAUUAUCUUGCUUUCAUCUUGUGUCGCGCUGAGGGAGAUGCAGUCAAUAUUCGGCAAGCGGCAGGAUUGCUGUUGAAGAAUAAUUUGAAAAGCAAUUAUCAGUCAAUCCAACCAUCUCACCUUCAGUAUAUUAAGGCGGAAGUGCUGCCCUGCCUCGGAUCCUCAGAUUUUGGUGUACGAACAACUGUUGGUACUAUAGCUAGUGUUGUGUUGCAGCACGGAGGUUUUCAGUGCUGGCCAGAACUUUAUCAGGCACUAGUUCAAUGCCUGGAUAGUAAUGUCUACAAUCACAUGGAGGGUGCUCUCGGUGCUCUUUUUAAGAUUGCUGAAGAUUUACCGGAGAUGCUUGACUCCGAUGUGCCAGGAUUUGCCGACCGUCCUCUUGCCAUCUUCAUUCCCAGAUUGCUUCAGUUUUUUACUUCUGAACAUGCGGCGUUGCGGAGAUUGGCAUUGGGCACUGUUAACCAGUUUAUCGUCCUUUUUCCCGCUGCACUAUUCAGCAACAUGGGGCAAUACUUGCAAGGCUUAUUUUCGCUAGCAAAUGAUAGUGUCGGAGAUGUCCGAAAAUUGGUUUGUGCUGCUUUAGUGCAAUUGUUGGAAGUGCAGCCUAAUGCUUUACAGCCUCACAUGAGAAAUGUUAUUGAGUACAUGCUUCAAGCCAAUAAAGAUCCUGAUAGGGAUGUGGCGUUGGAGGCUUGUGAGUUCUGGUCUGCAUUUUGUGAAGCGCACCUUCCUCCUGACCUGCUGCGAGAAUUUUUGCCACGUCUUAUUGAUAUUUUAUUGGACAACAUGGUAUAUGCGGAUGAUGAUGAAGCGUUGCAAGAUGAGGAUGAGGAUGAGAAUGCACCUGACAGAGACCAGGAUAUCAAGCCCAGGUUUCAUCAAUCGCGGAUAGUUGGGAGUACCGAUGGUGCUGAAGAGGUUGAGGAUGAUGAUGACGAUGAUAUUAUAAAUUCUUGGAAUUUGCGGAAAUGUAGUGCUGCUGGAUUAGAUAUAUUAUCAACAGUAUUUGGGGACGAUAUUCUCCCAAUUCUCAUGCCUCUUGUGCAGGUGAGACUUUCUACAACUGAAGAUUCGGAAUGGGUACAAAAGGAGGCUGCAAUUUUAGCCCUUGGUGCUGUUGCCGAAGGUUGCAUCUCGGGCCUGUUACCCCAUCUAGCACAGAUCGUAGUCUAUCUUGUAUCAUUUAUGGAGGAUACGCGGCCGCUUGUGCGAAGUAUAUCCUGUUGGACUCUUUCACGCUACAGCAAAUGGAUUGUUCGGGUCGCACAGUCUCCGGAGGGGCAGCUACAGUUUGACGGAAUUCUCACAGGGUUGCUCCGCCGCAUUCUGGAUCCUCACAAGCGUGUUCAGGAGGCUGCAUGCUCUGCAUUUGCAACUCUUGAAGAGGAGGCUGCUGAAGAUUUAGCCCCUAGGCUUGAACCCAUACUGCAGCACCUUAUGUACGCUUUUGGAACUUAUCAGAGGCGAAAUUUGCGGAUCUUAUAUGAUGCUAUUGGCACACUAGCGGAUGCGGUGGGAAGUGAACUCAAUAAUCCAAAAUAUUUGGAAAUUUUGAUGCCGCCAUUGAUUUCUAAGUGGCAGCAGCUAUCAGACAAUGACAAGGAUUUAUUUCCUUUGCUUGAAUGUUUUACUUCAAUAGCUCAGGCACUUGGUCCAGGUUUCAUUCAAUAUGCCGAACCUGUCUUUAUGAGGUGUAUCAAUCUGAUUCGUACACAUCAAGUUGCUAAGGCCGACCCUCAGAGCGCAGGCGUGAAUUACGACAAAGAAUUUAUAGUUUGUUCUUUAGAUUUGCUCUCGGGACUUGCUGAAGGCCUUGGGAGCAGUAUUGAGAACUUGGUUUCAAGAAGUGAUCUUCGGGACCUCUUAUUACAGUGCUGCACUGAUGAAGCCCCAGACGUACGUCAGAGUGCUCUGGCCCUCUUGGGUGACCUCGUCAAGGCUUGCGCUGUGCAUCUGCAACCCCGACUUGCAGAGUUUCUAAGUUUAGCGGCGAAUCAGCUGCAGGGACAAAACGUAAAAGAGAACGUGUCAGUAGCCAACAAUGCAUGCUGGGCUAUUGGCGAAGUGGCCAUCAAGGUUAGGAGCGAAAUUUCGCCAAUUGUGUUGACAGUUAUCUCUCCGCUGGUGCGCAUCCUUUCCAAUACCGAGGGUCUAAACAAGUCACUCUUGGAGAAUAGUGCAAUUACCUUAGGAAGACUGGGAUGGGUUUGUCCAGAGAUCGUUGCUCCUCAUAUGGAGCACUUCAUGCAGACCUGGUGCCGUGCGCUUUGCACGAUACGAGAUGAUUUUGAGAAAGAAGAUGCUUUUCGAGGCCUGUGUGCUAUGGUGCGGUUGAACCCCGGCGGUGCUGUGAGUUCUUUGGCAUUAAUGUGUGAAGCUAUCGGUAGCUGGCAUGAGAUUCGGAGUAAAGAGCUUUCUUCGGAAAUUGCCCAAGUGUUACAUGGAUACAAACAGAUGCUGUCUCAAUCCAACUCUUGGGAACAGUAUUUUGGAACUUUGGAUGGGACACUACGUGAGAAGCUGGUAAAAACGUAUGGUCUUUGAGGAUAGCAACCAGCUGAUCGGGUCUCUUAAAUAUAUUGGAGGCAUCUUGUGCCAAUCCUGCUCGUUUGCUGCGCGCUUGGAUGCACAUGGCUCACUCAAGUGUGGCUGUCCCAUCAAGAGAUUGUCAAUAUUGAGGAAAUAUAGAUCUACCCUAGUUACCAACACCAGAAUCGAUGUGGCUUACAAUUUUAGUCAACCUGGCCCGCAUAUUCUAGAACUGGUUGUUUAGUGGUGGAUCUUGAAGGGUCUGGUUAGCAUUUGUUAUCUGGUUAGCAUACGAAGUAAAUGUCAAUAGAUCCUGUUGAUGCUGUCGUUGAGCUUUAGCCAGGAGCCCAUCGAAUUUGAGACCUUGGGCCACCUAGUCUUAACUACAAAAAGGGUGCAAGAGUUUUGUGUUACGAGGAGGUGAUAUGUGGCCACAUCAACCAGUGUAAAUGUAACUGAGGUGAGAGGAUGCUUAGUUUCAAUGUAGUACGUCGUACCUCGGGGUUGUUGCACCGACCCAUAUACGUCCAUUCGAGGGUAUUAUUUUUGAGUUGCCUUGUGCUGGUAUAUCAAGUUGAUGUCGCACUGAUGAAUCUAGUCCGACGUGCUACCAGUGUACAUUCCAACAUUUGGAGAUGUAUACUCACCACGUAGUUGUAGCAACCGAACUUGCUAAACGUUUCUAUUUGUUUUUAGAAAGGAGAGGAUUCUUCGCA
Physcomitrium patens is the source of this 3982-nucleotide messenger RNA. RefSeq names its product transportin-1. Gene Ontology annotation, biological process: protein import into nucleus. The record is from RefSeq and is a predicted model, not a curated record. NCBI's taxonomy places the organism in Eukaryota, Viridiplantae, Streptophyta, Bryopsida, Funariales, Funariaceae. Gene Ontology annotation, molecular function: small GTPase binding.